Molecule: messenger RNA, 1416 nt
Organism: Rhinocladiella mackenziei CBS 650.93
Lineage: Eukaryota; Fungi; Ascomycota; Eurotiomycetes; Chaetothyriales; Herpotrichiellaceae
Exons: 2
Coding region: 1-1416 (471 amino acids)
Molecular function (GO): oxidoreductase activity, acting on paired donors, with incorporation or reduction of molecular oxygen; iron ion binding; monooxygenase activity
Source: RefSeq, a predicted model, not a curated record
AUGUUGAACUGGUCAGUGUUGUUGUCAUGGGCUGUCGCCAUUGCCCUGGCAGCAAUACUUGUAUCUAACUACAUGAGACUAUCAUCUAUUCCAGGACCGUUUUGGGCAUCGUUCACCAAUUUGUGGAGAGCAUACGAGACAGAAUAUGGAGCAGAGUUUCGAAAGACCCUGGAGGGUCUUCACAAGAAGUAUGGACCAUUUGUUCGAAUUGGUCCAACCACAGUUAGCAUUUCGGAUCCCUCAGCAAUUCCCACCAUCUACUCGAUGCACGGGGAAUUCAAAAAGGCUGACUCCUACCAAGGCCUCCGGGCUCUUUCAAAUGGAAAGGUAAUGGGCAGUGUCAUCGAUAUCCAAGACGAAGACGAAGUCUCCGCGCUCAAACGUGCUGUCGGAAGUGCUUUUGCCACCAAGAACCUCCUGAACUACGAGUCGGAUGUCGACUAUACUGCCGACACGCUUGUCCAGGCCAUUCGUAAAAGAGGCACAGUGGACGUUCUCAACACUAUGCAGCAAUUCCAAGUCGAUUUCCUGAUGAAAGUUGCCUUCAGCAAAGAAACAGACUACUUGAGGGCCGAAAAAUCGACUCAGCCCAUUUCAGUUGAACCACGUCUGAGGCACUGGAGUCGAUGGCAACCCAUACCUCUAAUGGAGAGGAUACUUUUCAAGUCCCCACUUUGCCCUGCAUGGUACAGGGGUGUCUCGAAGCCUCCUGUCUGGACAGCAAUGGCCAUUGAAGAAUUCCAAAGGCACCAGCAGCCGAACCUAAAAGAGAAAUUCAACCUGCAGCCUGAUCUUUUGACAAAAUACAUUCAGGGGGGGGAAAGAAAUAAGGAGAAUGUGAGACCGGAGGUUCUAAUCAGGAUGAUCUCGUCGACGAUCUCUGCUGGCUUUGAUACCUCGGCAUUCACCAUGACGACCAUUCUCUACUUCCUCCUCAGGAACCCGGACUCGCUCCAAAAGCUGAAGAACGAAAUGGAUUCUGCCAUGGCCGCCGGCCACCUUUCCAAUCCUCCUCGAUAUACUGAGGCGGACAAGUUAAAGUAUCUUAGCGCCGUGAUUAAAGAAACCAUGCGUCUGUACCAGUUCUUCACUAUCCUUCUUGAACGCGAGGUCCCCGCAGGCGGUGCAGAGAUUGCAGGACAAUGGUUCCCUGGCGGUACCGUGGUUGGUGUUCCUGCGGACAUCGUUCACCGUGAUGUUUCGGUCUUUGGGAAGGAUGCACGCAGGUUCCGACCAGAUCGAUGGUUGGAAGCCGAUGAACCCAGGCGUCUUCAGAUGGAGAAGACGGUGCUGGGAUUCGGAGCUGGUAAACGGGUGUGUCUCGGAAGGCACAUCGCCGAACUGGAGAUGAAGAAAGUCAUUCCAAGACUAUUGUUGGAAUUCAACGUAAGUUUACAGAUUGGAGUUUCCUUUUGA